This is a messenger RNA of Castor canadensis (American beaver), 1171 nucleotides long. Lineage: Eukaryota; Metazoa; Chordata; Mammalia; Rodentia; Castoridae. The record is from RefSeq and is a predicted model, not a curated record.
UUUAUUUUUAUAUUUAACAGACAUUUAUGGAGGAGAUGACACGCAAGCAACCUGAUGUGGACCGCGUCACCAAGACAUACAAAAGGAAGAAUAUAGAGCCUACCCAUGCUCCUUUCAUUGAGAAAUCCCGCAGUGGUAGCAGAAAAUCUUUGAGUCAUCCCACACCUCCUCCCAUGCCAAUCCUCUCACAAUCUGAAGCAAAAAACCCACGAAUCAAUCAGCUCUCUGCCCGCUGGCAACAAGUAUGGCUGUUAGCACUGGAGCGCCAGCGGAAGCUGAAUGAUGCUUUGGAUAGACUAGAGGAGUUGAAGGAAUUUGCCAACUUUGACUUUGAUGUCUGGAGGAAAAAGUAUAUGCGUUGGAUGAAUCACAAAAAGUCUCGAGUCAUGGAUUUCUUCCGCCGCAUUGACAAGGACCAAGAUGGGAAGAUAACACGUCAGGAGUUUAUCGAUGGAAUUUUAGCCUCCAAGUUCCCUACCACCAAGUUAGAGAUGACUGCUGUGGCUGACAUUUUUGACAGGGAUGGGGAUGGCUACAUUGACUACUAUGAAUUUGUGGCUGCUCUCCAUCCCAACAAGGAUGCUUAUCGACCAACAACUGAUGCAGAUAAAAUUGAAGAUGAGGUCACAAGACAAGUAGCUCAAUGCAAGUGUGCAAAAAGGUUUCAGGUGGAGCAGAUCGGAGAGAAUAAAUACCGGUUCUUCCUCGGCAAUCAGUUUGGGGAUUCUCAGCAGUUGCGGCUGGUCCGUAUUCUGCGCAGCACAGUGAUGGUCCGUGUUGGUGGAGGAUGGAUGGCCUUGGAUGAAUUUUUAGUGAAAAAUGAUCCCUGCAGAGCACGAGGUAGAACUAACAUUGAGCUGAGAGAGAAGUUCAUCCUACCAGAGGCAUCCCAAGAUGACCCCUUUCCGAUCACGGGUCGAAGAUCCAAACCAUCUUCGAGGGCAGCUUCUCCCACCCGCUCCAGUUCAAGUGCUAGUCAGAGUAACCACAGCUGUACAUCCAUGCCAUCUUCUCCAGCUACCCCAGCCAGUGGGACCAAGGUAGGUGCUAACCUCCUUCAUGACCUCUCCCUAUUCCCAUCUUGGCAGAUGUUCAUUGUUCAGGGUAGCCUCUGAAAGACUCCAGGCAAAGGAGGAACACAGAAACAACAGACCAACACCACCUAAACCAA